Papaver somniferum (opium poppy) is the source of this 864-nucleotide messenger RNA. Its product is annotated as glutaredoxin-like. Lineage: Eukaryota; Viridiplantae; Streptophyta; Magnoliopsida; Ranunculales; Papaveraceae. Gene Ontology annotation, biological process: cellular response to oxidative stress. The transcript has 4 exons. The record is from RefSeq and is a predicted model, not a curated record. The coding region runs from base 150 to 560 and encodes 136 amino acids. Gene Ontology annotation, molecular function: glutathione disulfide oxidoreductase activity. Gene Ontology annotation, cellular component: cytoplasm.
ACGUGCAGUCUUGGAUCUGAUCGCUCUUAUGGUAUCUAUGCGGCAGCCUCCUGGAAGGUGAAACCCUAACUAGUUGACACCUCUCAGCUCUCAUCCGUGCCUGUGUGUUGGAGAAAAAGACAGGGAGACUAUUAUUCCCAGGCUAGUUUAUGGAAAGAGAGAGAUAUAUGGGAGGGGUACUUAGUUCUGUGUUAGGUGGUGGAAGUAAGAAAACGCCAGAAGAAUUACAAAUGGUUUUAGCAAAAGCAAAAGAAAUUGUUUCUUCAACUCCAGUGGUUGUCUUCAGCAAGACAUACUGUGGGUUUUGCACUAGUGUUAAAAAGUUGUUGACACAGCUCGGAGCAGCUUUCAAGGUCAUCGAAUUGAACCAAGAGAGUGAUGGGGAUGAUAUCCAAGCUGCACUGCUGGAGUGGACUGGACAAAGGACUGUUCCUAAUGUAUUCAUCGGAGGAAAACAUGUCGGCGGCUGCGACAGUGUUACUGGUCUGCAUCAAAAAGGUAAACUGGUGGAUAUGCUCACUGAAGCUGGGGCUAUUGGAAACAACUCUUCCCAGCUGUAAUCAAUAACUAAUGCUGCCAGCAUUAAUCAGCAGAGGAUGCUGUAUAUCAGAACAACAAGAAGUUUAAUGGAUGUGUGUUUUCUCUAGUGUGGUGCUUAUACUUAUGGUUUAGUUCUAAAGUUACUAAUAAAAGAAGUUCUGAGUUUCUUUCUUUACAUAAGACGGUUUCUAUUUCAUUUUGUUAAUGAAGGAAAUGAAACAAACAAACAUGUUGGAAUCUCUCAUGGGUAUAAAAGAGUAAAUGUAUUUUACUUAUUUGAUAAAGAAUGGAGUACACUCGAAAUGUUAUUAUUUCUUUCCUCUA